AUGCUGAAGUUUAACCGAAGAAGACAGUACCCAUUCCAAAGUUAUAAAUUAAAGGAGACAUCAGCAACAAAUGAUGUAUCCCUGAAAUCUGCCAAUGAAGAAGAUACAGAAAGGCUAUCCUCAGACAAGCAGACCAGAGCUACAUCAGGCUCUCAGCCCACAUUACUUCUGGGACCUGAGGGGAACUACAACUAUUAUGUGGAUGAUGAGGAGGAAGAGGAGGAAGAAUUCAAAGCGGUGGAAGAUGAACAAAAGUUUCAACAUAUAGAAUCAUUUGAGGAGGUGCUCUCUUCAUCAGUUCCCUUGCCCCCUGCCUCUCCCUCUGGAACAGAAUCUCCUCUUCCUAUUUCUUCUAUACUGAACAUAAACGUAGGUGGCCAAAGUUACCACCUCCCUUACCAGAUAGUGGCCCUCUACCCCAAGACCCGUCUGGGCCGCUUGGCCACUUCCACUAACCGCCAUUGCCAGCUGGGUCUGUGUGAUGACUAUGCUGCCCAGGCAGAUGAGUACUUCUUUGACAGGGACCCAGCUGUCUUCCAACUGAUAUACAACUUCUAUGCCUCCGGCGUGCUGCAGGUGAGGGAUGAGCUGUGUCCUCGCAGCUACCUAGAGGAGUUGAGCUAUUGGGGUGUGCGGCUCAAAUACACCCCACGGUGCUGCCGCAUCUGCUUUGAGGAGCGGCGUGAUGAACUGACUGAGCAGCUGAAGGUGCAGAAGGAACUGCGUGCCCAGGCUGAGGCUCAGGAGAAUGAGCAACUCUUCCGCCACAUGCGUUACUAUGGCCCUCAGCGCUGGCGCCUCUGGAACCUCAUGGAGAAGCCGUUCUCCUCUGUCACCGCCAAGGUUAUGGGGGUGGCUUCCAGCUUCUUUGUCCUCAUCUCUGUGGUGGCACUGGCUCUCAACACAGUAGAGGAGAUGCAACACGUGGACAGGAAAAGUGGAGAGACUCGCCCCCUGUUAGAACACGUAGAGACCUUCUGCAUUGCUUUCUUCACACUGGAGUAUGUGCUGCGGCUGGUCUCCACCCCCGACCUGCGCCGCUUUGCCAGCAGUGCACUCAAUGUUGUGGACCUCGUUGCCAUCCUGCCUCUUUAUCUCCAGAUGCUGCUGGAGUGCUUUACUGAUGACGACCAGCCCCGAGGCCGGGGCUCCCUGCAUGAUUAUGAUAUCGAGAAGGUGGGGCGGGUGGGCAAGGUGGGGCAAGUGCUGCGCAUCAUGCGCUUGAUGAGGAUCUUCCGCAUCCUCAAGCUGGCUCGCCACUCCACUGGGCUACGUGCCUUCGGCUUCACCCUGCGCCAGUGCUACCAGCAGGUGGGCUGCCUCUUGCUCUUCAUUGCCAUGGGCAUCUUUGCCUUCUCUGCCAUGGUCUACAGCGUGGAACAUGAUGUCUCCAGCACCAACUUCACCAGCAUCCCCCAUGCAUGGUGGUGGGCUGCCGUCAGCAUCUCUACAGUGGGAUAUGGAGACGUGUGUCCAGAAACUCACCUCGGCCGCCUGUUCGCUUUCCUCUGCAUUGCUUUUGGAAUAAUUCUGAAUGGAAUGCCCAUUUCUAUCCUCUACAACAAAUUCUCAGACUAUUACAGCAAGCUGAAGGCUUAUGAGUAUACAGCUAUAAGGAAGGAAAGAGGGAAGGUGAACUUCAGACGAAGAGCUAUGAAGAAAAUGUCAGAAUGUUGUGGAGAAAGCACAAAUCAUUUACCAAGAUGUUAUUAGGGCUCUGUAAAAUAUAAAGGGACAAAUGAAGAUAAAGUAACAAUCCUGAAAGGAAAAGGAAAAUACUUAAGGUAAAAUCUAUUUUGAAAAGGUUUGCCUUUUUAAAAUCAGAGCUCUAGAUUGCUCCUGUUUCAUCUCAGCUUCUUUUAGCUGGUGCUUUACUACAGAAGCAAUGCUCCCAAUUUAUGUGCGAGACUCAAGAGAAAAUGAUACUCUAUGGAUUAUCCAGUUGGAGGAUCUGAGAAUGGUACAUCUGGAACAUGGAUGUAACACAAUGUUGUAUAUGCAUCUUACAAUGGCUUGAACCAAAGGAAACAGAAUAUUCACUGUCUGCUGCUCAACUGGUGGGAUGUUCCUACUCAAAAAAAAGUAAACCAGUAUGGAGUGGAAAAAAAAGACAAUAUAUUUUUUGUAUUGCAGAAAUCAUUGUGUAUUAGAGUUUAAAAAGACAGAGGAAACAUAUAGUGUGUACCCUUUACAGUGAUAUUAAUUGCUACUGCACAUAAAUGACUUCUACAUUCCUUACUUUUUUGUGGUUGUUCUUUUUUAUGGCAUAAAAUAUAUGAUUCAAUUUGCCAAU
Molecule: messenger RNA, 2293 nt
Organism: Alligator mississippiensis (American alligator)
Lineage: Eukaryota; Metazoa; Chordata; Crocodylia; Alligatoridae
Gene: KCNV2
Product: potassium voltage-gated channel modifier subfamily V member 2
Exons: 2
Coding region: 1-1713 (570 amino acids)
Biological process (GO): protein homooligomerization; potassium ion transmembrane transport
Cellular component (GO): voltage-gated potassium channel complex; membrane
Molecular function (GO): voltage-gated potassium channel activity
Source: RefSeq, a predicted model, not a curated record